Molecule: messenger RNA, 1714 nt
Organism: Hevea brasiliensis (rubber tree)
Lineage: Eukaryota; Viridiplantae; Streptophyta; Magnoliopsida; Malpighiales; Euphorbiaceae
Product: RHOMBOID-like protein 13
Exons: 1
Coding region: 647-1456 (269 amino acids)
Cellular component (GO): membrane
Molecular function (GO): serine-type endopeptidase activity
Source: RefSeq, a predicted model, not a curated record
UCUUUUUAAACUGCUUGCCACUUUUAUCGGGGGUUUGAACUGCUGCGUAUAAAUUUCACAUCCGAUUUUUAUGCAUAGAAACUCCCAGAAAAACCACGAUGCUAACAGAGGAACUCCAAAUCGAUUUGCUGCGCCAGGUAACAAACCCAUUUCUCUUUAGAGCCUUAAACUCCUAAUUCUUCAUCACUCUAAACCCUAAUUGCCAACACCUUUUUUUUUUUUGCCUUCUCGUUCUCGAUAUUCAAAUCUCAGAUCUUAGUUCCAUUAAGAUUUUCAUUCUUGUAGAUAGAAUUUCAGGCACUUUCUCUUGAUUUACUGAAAUAGAGAACUUGUAGUUUGAUUCUCGAGGUUUGUUCCUGGCUUGAUGAUCUAAUGUGUAUAAUUUAGCAGUUUUGGGUUGGGGUUGUUUUUAUCUGGGUCUCUUGAAAUUGGUGAGAUUUGAGUUGGAUUUUGUACUUUUCUGAUGAAAUUCUGGGUUUUUAAGGAAAUUCCAUGAUUGUUUGAGUUAAAUGGAGCUGUAGUGUAUAAUUCUGUGGAGGGAAAGUUGCUGUGGUAUUUUUAUCAUUGAAUGUUCUGAUAACUCGGCUUCAAGUAAAAAGUGGGAUUUGGAACAUUUUAGAGAGAAGAGUCCAAAGGUUUGUUGCAGAUGGGGAAGCCAUUGUUCUAUGAGAUCAUGGAAAAACCGGCUACUAGUUGUAUAAUAGGGAUAUGCAGUGCCAUAUGGUUCUAUAUACAGAAGAAAAACAUUGGGUACUCCCAUGUGGGUUUAAGUUAUGAAACUGCCAUUGAAGGGCACCAUUGGAGGAUAAUCACUUCAGCUUUUUCACAUAUUAGUGUUCUUCAUCUUGCUUUCAAUAUGAGCGCACUGUGGAGUCUUGGUGUAGUAGAACAGUUGGGGCACAUGGGCCUUGGUGUGGCAUAUUAUCUUCAAUACACACUUGUGCUAGUCGUCUUGUCUGGGUUAUUAGUAUUGGGAAUGUACCAUAUAUUGAUACAAAGAUUCAAGGUAGAUUACUUUCGUAGAGUGACAGCUGUUGGUUAUUCUUGUGUUGUUUUUGGGUGGAUGACAAUUCUUUCCGUGAAGCAACCCUCCUCAAAGUUGGAUCUUUUUGGAUUUCUUUCGCUACCCAUCAGCUUUGCACCUUUUGAGUCAUUAAUUUUUACGUCAAUUAUUGUUCCACAAGCAAGUUUUCUUGGUCAUUUAUCAGGAAUUAUUGUUGGGUAUAGUAUUGCAUGGGGUUUGAUUCAUGGGAUGAACAAUUUCUGGGCAAUCUCAAUGCUGGGAUGGAUUGUCGUCAUUUUUAUGUUCAGUUUGAAGCGAUCUGGUGCAUAUGAUUUUAACUUUCUUGAGAUUGAAUCUGUUACGGAUCCUUCAUUGCCUUCUGUACGAUUUCUUGGGAAUGGUAGAACCUUGCAGAUGAGUGCAUUACCACUUGAAGGUGUUGAAGUUGUUUAAACUCUGGUAAUGAUCUUAUUUCUUAGAAUUGUCUUGACUUCAUGAAGUUCCUUCCCAUAGGAUGUAUGUUUUUGACCUGAGUGGUUUGCUAGGUUAUCAGUUGUCACCCCCCCUAUGGUUUGUCUGUUGUAGUGCAGAUACUUCAUUAAUUCCCUUUUCAGAUUCCUUGGUCUUUUUGAUCUCAUUGUUUUGAUUUUGAAUAGCUGGCAUAUUGUUCAAACAAAUUUCCAGAAAUAAUAUAAAUGAAUAUAAGAUAUA